This is a messenger RNA of Haplochromis burtoni (Burton's mouthbrooder), 6034 nucleotides long. RefSeq lists its product as uncharacterized. The transcript has 16 exons. Bases 3244 to 5997 code for a protein of 917 amino acids. Lineage: Eukaryota; Metazoa; Chordata; Actinopteri; Cichliformes; Cichlidae. The record is from RefSeq and is a predicted model, not a curated record. Gene Ontology annotation, molecular function: protein binding.
CACACAUCCCGCAAUCCACUCCCCCCACCCCGCCAAACCACGUCUGCCUUGCUGUUGCUAAUCACUGGUGGUCUCCUGACUGCCAACGGUAAUUGAUUAGAGAGAGGAGCGCUGGUUGGCGAGGAGGGGGGAAUGGAGGGGAAAGUUCAGCCCAGAAGUUCUCAAGGUCACUGCCCUUUUCUUCCCCCGUCUGAACUUCUUUUCUCAUGCUAUUAGGUAUCAGCCACAGGGGAAACUGCAAAUAUUUGGCUCACUCUGUAUGACUUCCAAGAGGUUUGGUGGUGGCGAGCACAAACAGGAUGGUUUACGUAAGCAAAAUGGAUGCAUCUGCUGAAGAGAAACACGAUGGCGAAAAGGCUCAGAGUUUGCAAUGUGUUGAUUUAGGAACUCAACAUCCUUGAAUGAAUAGGAUUAUUUUUGUAGACCUCCCCCACAACAUCGAUGGUUCCUGAAUGCCGCCACAUUGUUUGGCCUCUGUGUGGCCACUCAGCAUCCUUCACAAUAUAAAGACAGCUCAGUGGAUGUUAUUCUGAUGAAAUAACUCACUCCGUUCAUCCUGAUUUUACAGGAAGAUGUGACAUUCUUUGCCCCUGGAAAGUGACUCACACUGCCGUCUUGUUUAGUAAAUGCAAUUAUGGACCGGUUGAACCGUUCUCCUUUUCUUUGAAAAAGAGUCACGAAAAAUACUCUUUCACUUUCCUUUUUUUUUGUGCGUGUGAGUGCUCUGUAUGACCAAACAGGGUCAUGUUCACAGUAUGGACACAGAGCCUACGUGUAUGGAAACAUGACUGUCACAGGAAAUGUUCAACAUGUUUCACAGAAACGCAGCCGAGCAAGAGGUGAGGGCGUUUUAGAGAGGCGCCCUCCCAGUGCUGCGGGCUAGUGUUGAUGUUGGCUUCACGGUUGUCUCGGGGAUGCCCAGAGUUUACCACUCUCUGGUUGCGAGGCCAGUAAAAAAACACUCAGAGCAUGCUCAGAUGCUCACAGACCUAUGUCUGGACAUGUAGGCUAACUCACAGAGAGCGAUGAGGACUAAGUGAUGUAACUUUAUGAAUGUAAGGAAAACGUCAAACAAACCCAAGAGGCAAAGUUAAAGACAAAUAAUUAGAGUAGCUCGGAAUUUAUAUCAUCACUCAGGGAGUGCAGACUGUUGGGUUUCCAUAUUUGUCUCAGUCAUCUCUCCCACUUUUUUGCCCCAGGCUGUAGCAGCUGUAAAGCAUUCAUCUUUGUCUGCUCUGUCACUUACACUGUCUCUCAGCAUUCAUCAUAAGGAACUCAUUUUUCAUAAAUCUGCUAGUAAGGUCGCAGAUUUUCAGCUAAUUUCAAACACAACCCAUAUAAAGGAGACGGAACAUUAAUCCUACAUAUAUCUUUUCGUUCCCCUACUGCUUAGGUAUAUUCAAACAACAUGUAAAAAAGGAUUAUGACAAAACUUGAUAUUCUUGCAAAUACCAGAUCAAGAUAUCAUGAAAGCCAGCCGCACUAGGCUGCGAAUGAAAAGCACUUGUGUGGUUUAACUUUAUCCAGACUUGUGAAUGCCAGUGGAGGUCCUUUCUAAGAAGUGGUGGGCUCUGUUUUCUGUCCUGUCAGCGUUGUGCAUCUGCUCUCCACUGCCCCCCUUUGUUGGGCUUGAAGUAUUGAUAGUGAUUAUGUCAGAGACCCUAUUUUCUAGUUCCCCUCAUAAAAGCACUGCAUAUUUCUGAUGAUGCACACCAACUUGUGCCAUUUUAUAUUGAUUUUAGAUUAUUUUCUCGUAAAUCUUUAACCCCCAAAACAGUGGAAAGUAUGUCAUUUUGUCUAAUGUCUAUAGAGCCAGUAGCUCUCAGCUUGGUUCUGUGCUGUGUAGCUUUGCUGUCAUAUUCAUGUCUGAGGAAAACUAACCAUAUACGUUCUCAUCUGCAGCUAAGAGCAAAAGUCAGGCUGCUUAUUUUAGAUUACCUUUCUUCCAGUAGAAACUACCAUGCGGGUCUUUGAGUGAUGCAAUAUAAAAGCACCAGAAAGCAACAAAGAGUCUUCAACUUAGCGCUAAGCCUAUCAAUAGUCAACUGGCUUCACACUGAAAUCAUUUCAAACUUCUGUUAUUUAUGUUAAAAAAAAAAAAAUUUCUGGAAUGUUACCAAAAGCAAAAAUCCAGUUUUAUUGGAGCUUUACUGGGUUGAACCUGUUAUUAGAAUAUGGCCGAUACAAUUAAUUUUAUCACAGAUAAAAAAAAAAGAAUAUUAAACUGGGAUUUCAUUAAUUGCAGGUGAAUAAACACCUUGAAACUUGAAAGGUGAGACGCAAACAGAAACAGCGUCAAAGAAACAAACAGCAGUGGCUUCCUUUCGCUCCAGGAAAGGUGAGAGGUGGGUACUCAGGGAGGAGUAAUUAUUCCCAUCACUCUACCGUCACUGUAUGGGCGUGAGAAAAAAAGCACGCAUAUCAUCUUUUCAUACAAGCCUUCGAUGUGGGUGGUGUGGUAAAAUGGUUUUAAGCUGAUGCUGGAUGAUUUAUCAAGUAGCAAAGAACAGGACUGGGCCUGUGGAAUGAAGGAAAUGUCAUCCGAUGCCAUACGGGUUGUAUGAGCCAAGCAUCCGCAAGCCCAUAUUCUCACCUGUGUCCAAACACGCUGACUGAUGACCUCCAGAGAAACUGAACACUGCCUCAUAUUAAUAUAACAAUCUGCACUAGACACACACACACAUAUAUAUAUACACAUGCAUAUAUGUACACAUACAUUUACAACAUAUUUAAAGACAUACUAAACCAUUAAAAAAAAAGUUAUCAUCUCAUCACCUUGGGUCAUGGCCAAUGUGGAUAUUACUUUGAUAUGUUUCACUAACACCCCUAUAUACUGCUCUAAACAUGACAAAACUGCCCCAAGAUCCGAUCUGAUGUAUCAGGUAUCAAGAUCACGGUGCCAGGCACCACUGGAGGUUACGAGGCUGUGACGAGCACCGCUGUAAUACCGAGAUCCUCUGAAACAAGAGUGUAUCUGAACUGCUUAUCAUAUCAAAGCAUGCUGAUUAAGGCAAGCAUUCAUUUCAAGUGUUCACCUAAGCUGAGGAGCAUGAAUUGGUGGCUAAGCAACAUAUGUUGUAGCCGGGUGUUUGUGCUGAGCGCAGGCACUAUGGCUUUUAUCACACAGCAGCAUUUUAUGCCAAAGGACGGGACGGUUUCUUGUCUUAUUUCAGUCCACAGAAGCUGAGCUGGUUAUUGUGAAAUAAGUGUGCUUAGUAGUAUAAUCAGCAGCCAGUCACAGGCAUGGCAAAAGCAAAUGCAGUAAAACAACGAGCUCGGAGGUGCCCGUGGAGAAAGAGCCCUCAAUGUUUUUCGGGCAGGCUGUUCUGUUGCUCGUGUUUGCGUGGUGAAAAGGAUCCUCUGAGGAAGCAGGAGAAAAAGAUUAAUGGGGCCCCUCUGCAUGCACACUCGGAUCAACGGGGAUCAGGUGAGAAGGAGACUAUCCAGAUUACAGUGGAGGAUCUGGGAAUAGUUAACACUAACUUCAGCCUGUUUGAUGAGGACUCUCUGACCCCGAGGAACAGCAUGUCUCGCUCAGCAAGCUCUGUGUAUGCCUGCUCAAGAGCUCUGAAAAAGAAAAGGCUGAAGCCUCUGUCUUCACUCUCUGUACAGCCCCAGGCUGAAGCAGCAGUCACUUCUAGCAAUGGAGAAGAUGAUGAGCAAGAGGAUGAAGUGUUGUCUGGAAGCAAGUUGGAUCCUGAAAACUUUUUGACACCACCUGUCAUCAAUCUGAUUCCACCUACGCCCUCUGACUUUGCAGAGAUUGAUAAAUUCUUUGAAAUGAAUUCAGAGGAAAGUGUGACACACACAACUGGCAUUGAUGGAAGCGUUGCUGCUUGUGACCAGGACGAGGAUAAAACAAAGAGUGUGGAGACUGAGCAGCCAAAAAAAGUAUGUGUACUGGCUGAGAGUACGGCCAAUAGUGAAGUCGAACCUGAGAGGGGCCUUAGGGAUGAGCUUGGAGAACAAAGAGAGGCUGUGUCAAUUAAAAAUAAAGAGAAAACUAAGGGUGAGCUCUUCCGAACCACCUUCCAGGUGGCUCCUCUCCCUGAGCUUCAGGAAAAAAGGAGCUUCAACACUGGAAUAAAUCUGUUACCAUUUACUGAGCACAACUUGGAUGACCUGACCAACAGAGACUCAAGUUUCUCAGAUAUUCUCAAGCAUGAACUUUGCCCGCUUCCUCACACCACCAUGAUGGCUACAUUUGCUCACCAAAAGAGGCCGAUAACUCGUUCGUGCAGUCUCGAGGACAGGCUGACUAGGAGUGCCACUUUCCACGGUUUAACUCAGACCACAGAUCGACGCCAUGAAGAGGAGGGGUCGCCAAGACAGCGACGAAUAACUGUCGGUGAUUCUGCAUCCUAUAUGCCUCAUUCUAAGGAUCAGAAUGGAAACUUUUCCGAGAAGGAUGUAGAGAGGCAAGUGGCCAAAUCUUUCAGGGAUCUGAACACUGAAGAGGUGUGCCAGUGGUUUACCAGUACUGGACUACAAAAGUGUAUCCCUCUCAUCAAAGAGGCAAAUCUGUGUGGUGCAGACAUGGCGUCUGUAGAUGUGAACACUCUGGACACCCUCCACAUUAGCACAGUGGAGGACAGGGAGAAGUUACUGUCGGCCAUUUAUAAUGAGCUUCACCCUCCCAGCACGGUGACUCAGAGAAUCGACUCAUUGCUCGAAUCAUUGGGGCCUGGUGAUGUGGAGACAUUCACUGCAACGCUGGUGUCAAUGACUAAGUCCAAGUCUUCUCCUCAUGUGAGCUGUUUGAAUACAAAUCGGCGUUCCUUCAAGCUGAGAAACAACAGCCUAAACAACGCAGUGCAGAGGAGUGCUCAACUAAUAGAGAUUACUAUCAACGCGUCAGAGCGAAUAGUUCAUCUCAGAACCCCGAAGGAAACAACAGUGGGAAAGAUUAUGGACUCGUGCAUCAAGAUGCUGGGAAUGACAGAAGACAAGAGUCUCUUCACACUAAAAGACAAGCAAGGUUCGCCGGAGGAGCUCUCACCAGAUCAACAGAUUGGGACUCUACUUCCAUCAUCAUCAUCAUCUGCAGCAGCAGCAGCAAGCAGUCAGCUGGAACUGCACUUGGUUAAAAGGGACAAACCGACUGCUUCUGCAUCCCAAGACAGUCCAGAGGAGAACAGCCCUGAUGAAAAUCAUAACAUCCGAGGCAAACAGCUGGCUAAAGAAGAGCGGAUCAGGGAAUUAAACCAACAAGUGGCCUCACUACAAAAUGUCAUCUGUCAGGUCCAACAGCUCCAUCAUGGCCUAGUAGCUUUUUGCUCAGAGUUGAAGAGCAUGGAUGGAGACACGAAUGUCGAUGCACUCGGCUCUGCUGAGCUGAAGCAGAGACUGGAGCUGGUUAACAGAAGACUGCAAGACAAGAGGCAGAACCUGCAGACCCUCAGAGACAACAUUACCAACUUCACAGCUGACAAGCAGAAGCAGUUGGAGGUUCAUCUCUUGGAAAAGAUGAAACUGAAUUGCCACGUGUUUAAGGAGGAAAUCUGCAUCGUGCAUCUCAAUCGACAGGCGGCUCAGCUCCACAGCGCUUUGCAAGAAAGCCACGUUAAGGAAAAGGCUCGAAAGAAGACUUCACCCAUUGGUAGCCUGAGCCAGCUGGUGUCACCGCAGCGUCCGGCCAUGCUGCUGGUCGUACAGGAGAACCAGAACCCUGAUGGCCGUUACGGCUUCUCCUAUCGCUAUGGGGAAGGCAGCGGACUUGUGGUGGUCGAGGCGGACAACUCACAGCUCUGUGUGGAUGACAGAUUGGUGGAGGUGAACGGUGUGUCGGUGGUCAACUCAACACACGGAGAGCUGACCGACCUCCUGCGGCAGGGCCCCAGCAUUCAAGUCGUGGUCCUUCGUCAGCCUCCGCCUGCCCUCCCCUCCCCUCCGUCCCUGCAGCACAUGGUCAGCUGUGAUCUGGAGCAAACAUGCUGCCCAGGGGGAGACGUGGGCAGCACAGAAACCCGUCCUCAGCGCAGGGUGAUAGCCAUAUGAUGACACACAGCAGUAUUAAAACUGUCCAGUAAUGUGA